Molecule: messenger RNA, 464 nt
Organism: Phasianus colchicus (ring-necked pheasant)
Lineage: Eukaryota; Metazoa; Chordata; Aves; Galliformes; Phasianidae
Source: RefSeq, a predicted model, not a curated record
GGGGGCGGGGCUUGCACCAUGGGGGCGGGGCUUGCACUCACCUACAGGCUUCUGCUGGCCCUGCAGGUGCCACCUUUGACGUUGCCAUGCGUUUCUUGCACGAGUGCCCCUGGGAAAGGCUGCGGGAGCUGCGGCGUUUGGUCCCCAACAUCCCUUUCCAGAUGCUGCUGAGGGGUGCCAAUGCUGUCGGUUACACCAAUUAUCCUGAUAACGUCAUCUACCGCUUCUGCGAGGUGGCAGCAGCCAAUGGAAUGGACAUCUUCCGUAUCUUUGAUGCUCUCAACUACCUGCCCAACCUGCUGCUGGGAGUGGAAGCCGUGGGUCGGGCUGGGGCUGUGGUGGAGGCUGCAUUAUCCUACACUGGGGACGUGGCUGAUCCCACACGUACCAAAUACAGCUUGGAUUAUUACCUGGGUUUGGCCCGAGAGCUGGUGGCUGCUGGCACCCACAUCCUGUGCAUUAAG